AAAUCCAUUGACGGUAGCGGGAAACAAAACAAAACUAAGGUUGGUAUUAGAUGCAAGACACAUCAAUCCUCAUUUAUUUAAAAACAAGCAUAAAUACGAGGAUGCCUCUGUUUCAAAAAGCUUAUUCGAAUCAGGUGAUUUCAUUUUUUCAUUUGAUUUAAAAAGUGCAUAUCAUCACAUUAGAAUGCAUGAACUAGAUGAGGAAUACUUAGGUUUCAAAUGGAAAAGCAAGUAUUACCGGGAUACAUAUUUUCGAAAGUUAUGAGAGAGGUAGUCAAGUUUUGGAGGUCAAAAGGUCAUAAAAUGGUCAUGUAUUUAGAUGAUGGGAUGGGAGGUGCCUCAACAUUACACGAAGCAGAAUUGGUGAGUUUAGAAAUUCAGAAAGAUUUAGACAAAUUGGGGUUUCUCGUUGCAGCAGACAAGAGUCACUGGGAGCCAGUGCAAGAAUUAGUAUGGUUAGGGUUUGUAUGGAACACUAUAAACAAUAAAAUAAUGGUGACGUCACCUAGGGUCAACAAACUCAAGGUUUGUAUUGCAAAUAUUUUGGAAGGUUAUGAUGCUGGUUUUGUUUGGUUUGAUGUAAAAAGUAUCGCAUCUGUGGUUGGACAAAUAAUCUCAAUGCAAACGGUAUUGGGUUAUGAUGUUAGACUAAGAACAAGGUAUUUAUACUUUUGUAUUUUGGCACGUUCCAGUUGGUAUUCAAGAGUUAGACUGUCUGCAGAGGCGGUAAGUGAAUUAAGAUUUUGGUUGACAUCUGUUGAAGAAAUGAAUAACAAUGGUACGUUGUUAAGUCAGUUGACAGAAUCUGAUGUAAGUAAGGUGUCAGUUUAUUGUGAUGCAUCUAACACUGGUUUUGGAGGUCAUUUGACCAUAUGUUCAGAGGGUGAACAAGUCGAAUUUGAGUGGUAUGGAGUUUGGAACGAAUGGGAAAGUAAGCAAAGUUCUACUUGGAGAGAACUUGAGACAGUAAAUAGAAUAUUGUCAAAAUCAGUUGAUAAAGUUGAAGGUAAAUCUGUUGAGAUAAACUCUGAUAAUAAGAAUGUGCAGCAUAUUUUGAAAGUAGGGAGUAAAAAGAAAAAGUUACAAGACAUUGCAAUGUCAGUGCAUAGAUUAUGCAAUGAGAAGGAUAUCCAGAUAACAGGUAAAUGGAUACCAAUAUCAGAAAACGUAAGAGCAGACUCUUUGAGCAGAAUGACAGACUGUGAUGACUGGUCAGUUAGACAAUGUGUAUUUGAUUAUUUCGACAAUAUCUGGGGACCACAUACGUGUGAUAGAUUUGCAGAUCGUCAUAACAGUAAGUGUGAGAAUUUUAAUUCUAAGUAUUGGUGCGCAGGAUCAAGCGCUGUUGAUGCGUUAUCUCAGAUGUGGACUGAUCAUUUGAACUGGGUUGUACCCCCUCCAAAAUUAAUUCCUUUAGUGGUAAGAAAACUUGAGAAUGACAAAUGCAAGUGUACUUUGGUAAUUCCAGAGUGGAAAUCCGCUCCGUUUUGGCCAAUGUUGAUUGAUAAGGAGGGCAAUUUUAAACAUUAUGUUAAAAAUUUUUCGAAAAUACAAAAUAUUCAUGCAAUUUGCAGGGGGAGAGGAAAUAAUGGAAUAUUUGGGAAAAAAGAUCUGUUAUUUAACAUGAUUUUUUUGAAGAUAAAAUUUUGAUGCAGUUGACAUAUUUUUACAGGAAUAGGACUACAGGACAGUAUUAAAAGAAAUGCAGAAAAACAUGGCGUAGAACCAGGAAGUUAUUUGGCGGAUCUGUGUCCAUAUUUAAGCAGCUGGAUUUUGUCAAGUAAAAGCGAUAACACUAACAAAUCCUACUUUAACGCUUUUAAGAGAUGGGAAAAAUUCAUUAAAGUUCAAGGACACAGUGCGUUGCCGGCGAGUCCCAUGCAUGUGGCAUUAUACCUGACGCAUUUAUUACAAAACGGGUCAUCUCAACAUCCUGUGAACGCUGCCAUUUAUGCGAUUAAGUGGGCUCAUGAAUGUGUAGGUUUACCAGAUCCAACGAAGAAUUCUUACGUUUCAUCUCUACAAGAAGCUGCAAGACGGAAAGCUGGUCGUGCUGUGCAGAAAAAAGAUCCUAUUACCAAGGAUGUGUUAUUUGAACUUUGUGAUAAAUUCAUUGAUGAAAAUGAUUCG
Saccostrea cuccullata (small rock oyster) is the source of this 2130-nucleotide messenger RNA. RefSeq lists its product as uncharacterized. The record is from RefSeq and is a predicted model, not a curated record. The coding region runs from base 220 to 1650 and encodes 476 amino acids. Gene Ontology annotation, molecular function: nucleic acid binding. Lineage: Eukaryota; Metazoa; Mollusca; Bivalvia; Ostreida; Ostreidae. The transcript has 2 exons.